AUGGCUACAUUGAAACACCCGUCAUCGUUUGUCACAUUGGUGGCACUUCUAGUGGUGGCUCUUUUCGUGGCUCCAACAUCCUCAACAUCCAGAAAAACCCUCAAGCACCACCCUUAUCCAACAAAUGGGUUCCGAGUCAUGCUUCGCCACGUUGACUCAGGGAAAAACCUAACCAAACUAGAGCGUGUGCAACACGGGAUCAAGCGUGGAAAGAGUAGGCUUCAGAGGCUGAACGCAAUGGUGUUGGCAGCUUCGACCGCACCAGAUUCUGAUCAGUUGGAAGCCCCCGUCCAUGCAGGGAAUGGAGAAUACUUGAUGGAGUUAGCCAUAGGAACUCCACCAGUGUCUUACCCUGCGGUUUUGGACACUGGCAGUGACCUCAUAUGGACACAGUGCAAGCCUUGCACACGAUGUUACAAGCAACCAACACCCAUUUUUGACCCCAAGACGUCCUCUUCGUUUUCCAAGGUCUCAUGUGACAGCAGCUUAUGCAGUGCCUUGCCUUCAUCUACCUGCAGUGAUGGGUGUGAGUAUCUGUAUUCAUACGGUGAUUAUUCAGUUACACAAGGGGUGUUGGCCACUGAGACCUUCACUUUUGGAAAGUCUAAGAAAAAAGUUUCCGUUCACAACAUCGGUUUUGGUUGUGGAGAGGAUAAUGAAGGUGAUGGGUUUGAACAAGCCUCGGGGUUGGUUGGGCUUGGACGUGGUCCUUUGUCUUUGGUUUCUCAACUCCACGAACCGAGAUUUUCUUAUUGUUUGACCCCAAUAGAUGACACAAAAAAGAGUGUUUUGUUGUUGGGGUCUUCGGAAAAAGUGAAAGAUGCAAAAGAAGAGGUGACAACCCCUCUUCUCAAAAAUCCUUUGCAACCUUCUUUUUACUACCUUUCUCUCGAUGGUAUCUCUGUGGGAGACACUAGAUUGCCCAUUGAGAAGUCCACUUUUGCAGUGGGAAAUGAUGGGAGUGGAGGUGUGAUCAUAGACUCUGGCACCACAAUUACCUACAUUGAACAAAAGGCCUUUGAUGAACUAAAAAAAGAGUUCAUUUCUCAAACCAAGCUUCCCGUGGACGAAAAUACCUCAACUGGGUUGGAUCUUUGUUUCUCUCUGCCAUCAGAUUCAACAGAAGUGGAAAUUCCAAAGCUGGUUUUCCACUUCAGUGGUGGAGAUUUGGAGCUACCUGCUGAGAACUACAUUAUUGGUGACUCCAACUUGGGAGUGGCUUGCUUGGCCAUGGGUGCUGCCAGUGGAAUGUCCAUAUUCGGGAAUGUUCAACAGCAGAACAUUUUGGUGAACCAUGAUCUCCAGAAAGAGACCAUUUCUUUCAUCCCUACGUCCUGUGAUGAGUUGUGA
Molecule: messenger RNA, 1350 nt
Organism: Sphenostylis stenocarpa
Lineage: Eukaryota; Viridiplantae; Streptophyta; Magnoliopsida; Fabales; Fabaceae
Source: the annotation of a GenBank genome assembly